AUGGAGAACAGUAAGGAUUCCGGGUCACAGCCGGUUCUAUUCAUGGGCACCCAAACGGAAAAUUUGGAGUAUAUGUAUAAGCUUGUUCAUGAGCUAUCGAAUCAACUACAGGAAAACAAAAAACUACGCGAUUCCAUACUUGAAGAUAUGGACACACUUGCGAAACGAGCAAACAGAGGAUCCACAGAAAUAUCAGCGGACAUAAAUGUCGCCCAGCAGUUCAUUGACCAGCGUACAAUUGCGAGCAGGCCCGCCAACGGCGGUGGUGGUGGUGGCGGCGAGGACGACAUCGACAUCGACAUCGACAACGCCAAUAAUCCUACCAGCGAGUCGUAUAGUACACUAGAGCACGUGACCAGACAAAACAAACAACUCAAAGAGAUUCUGAGCCGCCAACAGGGACGCAACACAAUUGCGCUUGGCGUCCUGCGCGAACACGACGAAAAUCUUCAGAGAAGCGUCACACUGCUGCGAGACGAAAUACAUAUGUAUCACAUGACCAUAAUAAAGUGGUACAGAGAUCUUGCCAACAAGACUUUAUUCGAGGCGGAAGACGCCCAGUUCAGAAGUUACCUGGACUCCAUAUCGGACUUACAGCAGCUUCUAGACCUCAGUAGAGUCUACAGAGCAUUGUUGCAACUACACCCGUAA
Molecule: messenger RNA, 651 nt
Organism: Kluyveromyces marxianus DMKU3-1042
Lineage: Eukaryota; Fungi; Ascomycota; Saccharomycetes; Saccharomycetales; Saccharomycetaceae
Gene: FAR7
Product: Far7p
Exons: 1
Coding region: 1-651 (216 amino acids)
Source: RefSeq, a predicted model, not a curated record